CCCCGCCGCGUGCGCACGUCGUACAAACCGUACGUGUGGCUAUCACACCGAACCGAUCCAAACACCGUUAUCGUCCUAAAUGAAAACCUAAUGGACGUACGACUCGUACGAGGUAGUACAUAGUCUUUUAAUGCAUGCUCGUGUUGUAUUAAUGUGAUGUUUUGAACGUCAGUGGAGUGCAGUGUGUAGUGAAAAGUUUUCAUGUGGCAAUGGAAGAGAUUCGCAUUUCGGAUUGGCCCGAGCCGCCUGGCUCGCAUGCAUGGCUGCCUGCUUAUGGUUUCCAGCAUGAAAUAAUGGAGAAAGAGGACUUUUUCGGCUCCAAUGGUGACAAUGGCAGUAAUCACGCUUUGUACCUCGAAACAAUAGUCGAGGAGACGAGCGAUGACCUGCGCUCUGAACGCUCUUCCGCUGCAACCUGGCUGUCAGAUUCCGAUGCUGAUUCCGUCAUUCACGUUCGGGGCACUGCAGGGUCGGAGUGCGACAGCGAGUCGGAAAGAGAAUGGGCGUGCCCGGCCAAGAGGAGAAGGCGGGAGCGCGCCGCUUCGCCCACCAGCCUCGGAUCCCUGUCGCGCUCGUCUAGCCUCGCCCAGUUCGAGUCUCUCGAGCGCUCCUGCGCAGCCCCCGUGUCCCCGAGCCUGUCGCCGGACUCCCUGGAGUCUCCCCCGGCCUCGCCGCCGCCCGCGCGCCCCGCGCCGCGCGCUCACCUCUCCGCCGAGAACCUCAGCGAGGACAGCGGCUACAGCGAGCGCGCGCGCCGCCCGCCCCCGCCCGCGCGCCGCGCGCCCGAAAUAGCGCACGGGCCGGCCGGCAGCGUGCCGUGCCUCGCCUCGCCCAGUGCCGCGCGCCGCCCGCCCCGCGCCGCGCGCGCCCUGUCGCUGCCCGCCGAGCUCGACGUGUGCGCCGAGCCGCGCCGCCUGGCCGCGCACUCGGCGCGCUUCCGGCAGAGCUUCGAGGUGUGCGACAGCUUCACCGUCAGCGUGGCCGACCUCACCGCGCUCGACUACCGCGGCGGGCCGCGCCGGCCGCGCCUCCCGCCGCCGCCACCCCCGCCGCGCCCGCCGUGCCAGCCGCCGCCGCCGCCGCGCGAGCCCAGCGCCGGCAGCGACUCCACCACCGAGUCCGAGCGCGCCUUCGCGCGGGAGAUGGAGGCCACCGCCCGCCGGCUGGACGAGACUGCGCGGCGAGCUCUCGCCGACGCCGGCAACUACGACCGGGAGCUCUCCGUGCUGACCGCGCGGCGCCUGCGGGACUCGUGGGGCGCCUGGGACGACGUGCUCGACGAGCUCCGGCGGAGGAUGGAACCGUCCUCCGCAACCCCGUCGCCGCCGCGCUCGCCGUCGCCGGACCCCGUGCGGGAGCCGGCGUUCGCGUCCACGCCACUGCGCGCCGGGGACGCGCGCGUGCGCUCCACGCCCGAGCUGCGUGCGCGCGCGACGCCGCAGCGCGACACGCCGGAGGAGCUGCGCGCGUCGCUGCAGCUGGUAGCGCCGCGCACACCCGACCCCGCGCCGCCCGCGCGCUCCGUUUCCGCGGGCUCCAAAGGAGUUACGUUUUCGCCGGUAGUGGCCGAAGUGAGUUGGCGCGAGACGAGCGCGAGUAGCGGCGAGAGUUCGGCGCGAUCGACAAGUGCGAGUUCGAGCACGACGGUGGACGCGGCAGACGCGGAGGUGACGGUGGUGGAGGGGAGCGGCGAGGCGCGCGCGCCGCUGCCGCCGACAGAGCGCGAUAUGACGGACGCGGGCGCACGCGCGCCGCGCAGCCGCAUCGCCGGCUUCCUCUCGCGGUUCGCGAAUUUCCGGUUCUCGGGGCGCAAGGAGAAGAAAUGCAGGGGCGCAGGCGCGAACGGUAGGGCGGGCGGAGUGGCGCCGGGCGCGGCAGACGCGGGGCAGCCAGCGCUGCCGGCGGCCGGGCCGCCCUACGUGCGCAUCCCGCUGAAGGAGGAGGUGUCGCGGGCGGCGGCCCCCCCGGCGCCGGGCGGCGUGGCGCACAAGCCGCCGCGGCCGCGCCCGCCGCCCGCCCCCGCGCCCGGCGUGCUGGAGACGGACGUGGACACGCAGCGCACGGUGCUGCACGCGCGCUCGCUGCUGGCGCUGGCGCCGCCCGCCGCGCCGCCGGAGCGCCGCGCGCCUCGCCCGCACAAGUCCAUGGAGUUCCUGCUCGACAAGGACAGCGCGCAGGCCGUCCAGCCUCCAGAAAACGAAUUGCAGAAGAAUUCAGAUCGCGUGCUCUCUGAGCACGAACUCCGAGUCCAGAGAUCGUUGCAGAAGCUCAAUGUGCCGGAAUGGUACAAGAAUGCCCCAGCCCCUCGAGAGGGCUUCCUCCUCCGCAAGCGGUUGUCUGACGCGUCCGCGUCGGCAGGCCGCUGGACGGGUCUCAACUCUAAAACUACUUCGCUCGGCAGCCUCGGCGCCAACGCGCAGCCUCCCCCGCCCCAGCUGUCCCCGCAUACUACUAGCUUCGGUAGAUGGUCCACUAGCCGGCUUAAUUCCAAUCAAACAUCCCCUUGCUCGUCGACCCGGAGUAGUAUCCGAGGCACGAGCCCCCUGUGUUCGCCAUCCGCGCGGUCGUCGUUCAGCGCGCGGCAGCCCUACCUCGGCUGGAGGAGUCAGGAGCGACUGAACUCUACACCGAGAACUCCACACGAGAGGUUAGCCUCAUCCCUUCUCCAACAAAGUGCAUCAGCGAAAGCGUCGGAGGAGAUCCAGACGUCGAUAAAAGAAGUGACGUCAGCGAUCGUCCACUACGUGUCGGGCUUAGAGCCGGCCAACGGUGACAUUGACAGGCAGCCCUCGCCGCGCUCCAGUCAGAAGCUGUACUGGCUCGAAAGUUCGUUUGUUGGUACAAAACCCCUAGAGUCGCCACAAACGCCGCUGGUGGUGUCAGAAGCUCUCCCGCCGCCGCACCCGCGCCCGCCCUCAUCGUUGCGCCUCGACCACCGCGCGGCGCCCGAGUUCGAUAAAAUAUGGAAAAAUAGCAUCAUUGUUUAUGACUGGCAAGACUCCCACCGUCAUUCUCCCUUAAAUCUGGGAAUAACCAGGCCGUCCCCCGGGUCAACGACCUUGGAAGACGUUCUGGACUCCCUUCUGGGUCUGCCGUCGCAGCCAACGAGGAUACCCACUCCUCAACCUAGCCCCAGAAAGUCUGCGAGCCCGUACUUCUUGUUAGGUGGCAAGAGUCCUCGGUAUGAGCAGCUAGCCAGCAGCGGUCACAGCAGCAUAUCCCCCGCCUCCCGCUUCAUCAGCACGCCCAGCGAAGGACCGAGCUCCUUCACCGACCCAAGCCCCGACCACGAUCGAGCAGGGAAGGAUACAGUUGAUAAUCCUGCUACGAUGCAAGAGUCGAGGCGCUCGAAGUCGGCGCAGGGUGAGCACUCUCGCAGGAGGAGUGAGCCCUUCGCCCACCCCAGCGCGUCCCUCGACCGCCGCACCAGCCUCGACCCCGCGGCCUUCCGCCCCGAACAGCACCUCACCCACCACGACUCCAAAACUUCCCUCACCUCCUUACAGACCGAGAACAGCACGGACGAAGCUUUCGUCAAAUGCAAAUACCCCAAAUGCUCCUCCCGCGCCCCCCUCGCGGACGCCAAAAGACACUACAAAACUUGCCACAACUGCACAACUACAUACUGCUCCAAAGAAUGCAGGCGAGCUCACUGGGAGAAACAUAGGAAAGUUUGCCUGCAUUCUAGGGCGAGUACGCUAUGUAGACAAAUCAUUUCAGCAGCCAAAGAAGACUCUGAUUCCCUGCACCAAAUAAGUACGAUCGCUCAUAAAGGAUAUCUAGCCCAAGGGAGAGGAGUCGUAAAAAUUUUCUUCACUAGCCCAGAAGCAGCCGAAAAGUUCACCACCCAUGGCUACCAGUACCUGAGCGAGCCUGAAUUUGUCAAAUGGCACUCGCUCCAGCCAAACGAAAUGGGAGCGGAAUUGUACACUGAAGUCGUAAAGCUCUGCAAAUCAUACAACCCAGAGACUCGAGUUAUUUUAUACGUAGCAGUUUGCAUCAUCAGUGAAGUGCCAACAAAAGGCGCAGUGAAAUGGGAACGACAAAUGGUAUCCCGAUGCGCCAAACUGAGACUCAGCAAAUCAGUUUCCGCGGCAAUUCAGGAGCAGAAUCGUAAAAGAAGUAGAAGGGACAGUAAGGGAACACCAGAAGACAGGGAGACUUUGAUUCUCACGUCGAGAUUGACUAACGCGGGAGAAAAGAAUGCAGCUACAGCGCACAAGUUUAGAGAGAUCUGUUUCAGGAAUAUCCUUAAAGAGUUGGAAAGUCGGGGAGUGAUGUUGAAGAAGCAUUUCCCGGAGGUUUAUUCGCGGUUGGCGGCGUAUGUGGACGGUACGAGUGAUAGGUUCAUUCCAAUGACGAUAUACCCGAGAGACGCGACUAGUGGGAAGUCGUUUGUGUGUGUGAUCAUGCCGGACAGUGAGACGGACAGUACGCCGGUGGAUGGCCAGGUUGUUACAGUCGACGUUGGCGUGGACCGGUCUAAACACCAACUGUCGACACCCAUGUAAUAAUUUCUUCAGGACUGUGUUAUACACCCAAAAAGGAAUGGAGCUUUUAGAACUUUGGUUCCUGUUGGUGGUAUAAUAUUUACCCUGUAAAUGAUUUAUUUAAAGCAGAUGCGACUCAGUGGCGGGAAAUUUGAAUUUUUUUUGUUAAAAAAUAGCAACAUAUAGUUAUCCUAUGUUUAUGUUUUUGGGUCUUAAAAUAAUAACGUCACAAGUAUUGUUUCAUAACUCGCUCGAUACAAAAAUUAGGUACUUUUUCAAAUUUCCUCGACUGACU
Messenger RNA from Maniola jurtina (meadow brown), 4785 nucleotides. Its product is annotated as proline-rich protein 36. NCBI's taxonomy places the organism in Eukaryota, Metazoa, Arthropoda, Insecta, Lepidoptera, Nymphalidae. The coding region runs from base 210 to 4511 and encodes 1433 amino acids. Gene Ontology annotation, cellular component: apical junction complex; plasma membrane. The transcript is spliced from 12 exons. The record is from RefSeq and is a predicted model, not a curated record. Gene Ontology annotation, biological process: cell-cell junction organization.